AUUUCUUCAAGAUGUAGUUAAUAUGUUAGCACCUAUAGAAAAAAUUACACAUCGUGUUUCUGGUGCAAGCUAUCCAACUUUUAGUGCUUUUAAUAAAGGAGAAACUAAAGAGCAAUAUCUUGGUCUAAUUUAUGGCAGUAUUACUGAUGAAAACGAUAAUACUGAUAAUAGCUCAAGUUCAAUUAGUGAUGGUGAUAAUACACCAAGUUGUGGAACUCAUAAGCAUUGGCAAUAUGCAUAUAGACAGUUUCGGCAACAUAUACAAAGAGGAAGAGCUCAACAAUCUACCAAUGUAAAUAAUAAUAAUGCAAUAGAAUAUUUACCUUCUAUUGAUCCAAAUGGAUUAUUGCAAAGAGUUCGUGCUGCCAUAUAUUUAUCUCUGGAUGAACUUUGGGCUAUACCUUCUGAUAUUGCUUUAAUUACAUCUAUUUUGGAUCCACGAUUCAAAACUUUUCAAUGGGCUCCUAAUCAAUUUGCAUAUGCUAAAGGAUUACUUGAAAGGGCUUAUAUUGAAAUGAAAACAGCCUUGGAAUUAUUAAGUUUAAAUAAA
Molecule: messenger RNA, 550 nt
Organism: Dentiscutata erythropus
Lineage: Eukaryota; Fungi; Glomeromycota; Glomeromycetes; Diversisporales; Gigasporaceae
Source: the annotation of a GenBank genome assembly